Morone saxatilis (striped sea-bass) is the source of this 4549-nucleotide messenger RNA. RefSeq names its product ninein-like (gene ninl). Gene Ontology annotation, biological process: microtubule anchoring at centrosome. The transcript has 16 exons. NCBI's taxonomy places the organism in Eukaryota, Metazoa, Chordata, Actinopteri, Moronidae. Gene Ontology annotation, cellular component: centrosome. The record is from RefSeq and is a predicted model, not a curated record. The annotation marks the transcript as partial.
UCAGCUCUGUGCUCAUUGGACAGCGUCUCUGGUCCCGCCGUCAGCAUCCAGACUGAACUGGCUCUGGAGCAGCUGGAGCAGAAACACAACCAGGAGCUGCAGCAGCUGCACAUCCAGCUCGAGACGCAGGUGAACUACUACGAACGCAGUCUGGAUCUGAUGAGGCAGAGUAUGGAGGUCGAACGUAAAGACAUCUCUCAGGCCUUCAAGCUGGAGAUCAGUGAGCUGGAGGAGCAGAAAGCUCAGGCGGAGCAGCAGGUGAAGCAGCUGAAGGAGACUCUGGACAAACUGCAGACUCAGAUCCAACAUGGAGGAGGAGGAGGAGGAGGAGGAGGAGGGUGGAGCAACGAGCAGGAGCGCAGAAUGCAGCGGGAGCGGGCGGAGCUGGAGCAGAACUUUGCCAGAGAGAUCGGGAACCUGGUCCAGAGGCUGAGUGCUGAGAAGGAUCAGCUGGAGGCCGAGCUGAAGCUGAAGAUGGACCAGGAAGUGAUGGUGGUCAGGGAGGAAACGGAGCAGCAGCUCUCUCAGAUGAAGCUGCAGCACGCCGAGGGUCAGCGCCGCCUCCUCCACCAGCUCCACCGGGAGCGCCAGUGGCUGCAGGAGCAGAGGGGAUUCUGGGAGAACCGGCUCGCCCAAUCAGAGCAGGAGAAGCUGCAGUGCGAGAAGAGAGCUGGGGAGGAGCAGGCCAGGAUCUGCAGUCAGUUCUCCUCAGAGAAGAAGAGGAUGGAGGAGCAGCAUGAGGAGGAGGUCCGUCAGCUGAAGGAGACCAUACAGAACUCCCAUCUGCAGAUCAGCCAAUCAGAGGCCAGUUUAGAGGAGCUCAGAGAGCGCUGUGGUCAGUUAGAGGACGAUCUUAAAGCUUCUCGUGGGCGUUGUUGUGAGCUGGAGGCCAGACUGGAGGAGGCUUGCACUCAGCUGGAGGAGAGCAUCACCUUCCUGGAGUCUCAUGAGGUUUUAAAUAAACGGCUCGCCUCAGAGAAGAGCUCCGUAGAGGAGGAGCUGCAGCUGGUGAAGACCGAAGAGGAGCAGCUCCUGGUUCAGGUGACCCAGCUGAAAGAGGAGCUGGGAAACCUCCGGGCUGCGUCCGACAGCAUCCUGCAGGACCGGGAGGUGGUGGUGGACAACUGCAGCCGCCUGUCCAACGCCUUCGUCCAGCAGCAGGCGCAGCUCAGAGCCAGAGAGCAGACCGCCGGCGCCCUGAGGGCCGAGCUGGAGAGUCUACAGGAGGCCAUGAGGAACAAAACUGAAUGUCUGUCCAGACUCACCGCUGAGCUGGACUCGCUGAAGACCGACCGCGACAGGCUGAUCCAGGACCUGAAGGACCAGGCCAUGGCUGUGGACACCCUGCAGCUGGAGCUGGACGGUGUCUCUGAGGAGUUAGACAAGAGGAGGAGCGCUGAGGCGGGUCUGCAGGAGGCUCUGAAGCAAGAGCAGACCAGGAGCUCGCAGCUCCGGGCCAGUCUGGAUGAGGAGCAGGAGGAGGUCUGUCGUCUGAGCCAGGAGAACGGGAGCUACACACGGCUGGCCGACCAGCUCUCCACCCAGAUCGUAGAGAUGGAGGAGGAGAUCACCACACUCAGAGACCAUCUCAGAGAGCUCAGCUCCCAGCUCAACGACACCGCAGACCUGGUCCUGGACCUCAGGAGGCAGCUCAACGCCAAAACCAGCGAGGUGGAUCGGCUCCGGGCCGAGGUGGCGGACGCCGCCAACCGCUUACGUCAAACCAAAGCCUCCUCAGAUAAGCAUCACCGCAACGUAGAGCAGCUGACCAACCGGCUGGAAGCGAAGGACAGAGACCUGAACCUGGCCAGACAACAGGUCCCCCAGCUACAGCAGGCCCUGCAGGACUCCCAGAACCAGCUACAGCAGGCCCUGCAGGACUCCCAGAACCAGCUGAGGACGGCGCAGGAGGACUUUGAACAGGAGAAGAGGGUGAUGGUGCAGCAGCUGAUGGAGCUGGAGAAGCUGGUCCUGGCCCUGGAGGAGGUGAUGGACCCGGGGAGUCCACACAGGUUUGUGGAGCAUGAGACCGACUCAGGGAUCCAAAACCUGGACUCAGCUUGGAAGGAGGUUUCCGACUGGAGGAAACGGAGCCUCUUCAGGAGCGACUCAGCCCUGUUGCCAGCAGGGAGAAGUCCCGAACCUGGAGGACGAAUGUCACCAAGAAAGAGGAGGAAACUGGAGGAGCUGGAGAGAGAGCACGACAGGAGCAGAGAAGAGGAGGAGAGGCUCCACAAAGAGAACUCCAGAUAUCGUGAAGAGGUUCUGGACCUGAGCAGCAGGAACUUGCAGCUCAGCAACGACAACGCGGAGCUGAGCGCCCGUCUCCGUGGAGACCAGGAGUCUGUCCGGAUGCUGCAGGAGCGCCUGGCAACGGUCUCCAAGGAGCAGGAGGAGGAGGGAGCUUCGGUGCGGCGGCUGCAGGAUGCGGCGCUGCAGCAGGAGAGAGAGAAGCUGCAGCAGCAGGCGGUCUGGACGCAGGAGAGACAGCUGCUGGAGAGAGAGCUCCAGUCCUACAAGGAGAAGCUGGCUCGUCUGUCGGAGGUGGAGGCGGAGCUCAGCAGUGUGACUCUGAAGCUGCAGUGGUUGGAGGAGGACAAGACCAAACUGCUGAGAGAAGCCGACGACCGGAACAAGAAGGUGGAGAAGCUGCAGCAGUCGGCGCUCUCUCUGGAGUCGGAGACCGAGCUGCUUCGCUCUCAGCUCCACGCCGUCAAUCAGGAGAAACUCGGCCGCGCCCAGGAAGUGACUGACCUGCAGAGGAAGCUGCAGGACGCUCAGGAGAAGGUGGAGGAGUUGGAGAGCGGCGUCAGGAAGCUGAUGAGGGAGAAAGAGGAGCUCCAUCAGGCUCUGGAGGAGCAGGAGGAGCAGACCUCAAUCUCUCAGCAGGAGGAGACCCACAAACUGAGAGUCCAGAACCAGGAGCUCCAACAUAAGCUGUCGGAGCUGCAGGUCCAGACCCUGGAGGUCCAGAAACUGACCCAGGAGCAGCAGAACCUGAAGACCAAACUGAACACGGUGGAGACGGCGCGGUCGCAGGCUCAGGACCAGGCGGCACGGGCUGACGCCGCCCUGGGUCUGGUCCAGGCGCAGCACCUGCGGCGGCUUCAGGAGCUGCAGGAGCGAGCAGGUGACGGCUGCAGGGAGCAGGUGGUGCUGCUGCAGGCCCGGCUGCUGGAGGAGCAGAGGAGGAGUCAGCAGCUGGAGGAGACGCUGAGGCUUCAGAGCCAGCAGAGCAGCUCCCAGAUCAGCAUGAAGCAGGAGCAGUACGAGAAGGCGAUGUCGGCCCUGCAGCAGAGGAUGGAGGAGCUGGAGACCAAACUGAAGGGAGUCCGGAUGGUUCUGCAGGAGAAAGUCCAGCAGCUCAAAGAACAGCUGGCGAAGAACACGAAGUCCAGCGUGCUGCUGAAGGAUCUGUACGUGGAGAACUCUCAGCUGAUGAAGGCGCUGCAGGUCACCGAGCAGCGGCAGAAGAACGCAGAGAAGAAGAACUUCCUGUUGGAGGAGAAAGUCAACGCACUCAACAGACUGCUGAGAGAGAUCGUCCCCGCCUCGCUCGCCACGUAGCUGCUCAACGCCCCCGAGAACCAGCAGCUGGUCCGAGAUCAGUUUCACUAAAGCAGCUUCAGCACGGGAGGGUGGCUUUAGCCUAGCUUAGCACAAUGACUGGACACAGGUAGGAACUGUUAGCCUAGCUUAGCACAAUGACUAAAUGAUUUUAAUGAAUCAUUUCAGAGUUAAAACGAACGCAAAGAUCAAUAAACAAAUAAACCUCCGAUAUGGACCUUUCAGAAUAAAAUCAGCGCAGUUAAUGUUAAUUAAAGAUAAUUCAAAUGUAAUUAGUCAUUAAAGAUGAACGAAUGCACAGAUUGACAAUCAGCCAAUCAGAGCAGAGUAUAAAUCAGGAUCAAUAAAGUUACAUUAAUAUAUUUUAUAUUGAUCCUCUGAGGCCUCCGUACUUUCUCAGAAUCACGUUUCCACCAAAUUACAUUCAGAUUAUCAUCGACUUUACUCUGCUGGUAGGAGAUGAUCACAAACUGAGCAGGUGUGUUCAGUCUGACUCACAGGUAAAGAAGGUGAAGGUCAGUGUGUGUGGGGGCGUGGCCUUCUGGAUGAGUCAUCACCUGCCUCACCUGUAACCUGUAACAACCCCUAUUGAACAGGUAACAGGUGUGUCUGCUCUCCUCCCUGAAGCUGCUUUACACUGAAACUUUAUUCUUAGAAAGGAAAAAACCAGUCUGACCACACACACACACACAGUAACACACACACACACACACAACACAAACACACACACACACACACACAGUAACACACACACACAGUAACACACACACAGGUAUUGCAGCCAUGAAGGUAUUACUGAAGGUAUUAUUAUUAUGUUACUUAAUGUUUUUAUAUAUUUGUUAUUUUAAUGUGACAGUGAGACUUUAUUUUGAAGGUCUGCAGUUUUCCAGCUUCCUGUUCAGGUACAACAGACCAAAGUCUCCAUGUAUGAUACUGUAACAUGAAACCACAUUAAAUAUUAAAUUAUGUUUUUAUCACCGUU